UGGAGAAGUUUCAGUACAAAAUGCUCCUCCAUUAAUGGCGGCUGUGGCUGUGGCUCCCACAAGCAUUACAAUUCUCUGUAUUUGGCAUCUCUCUCUCUCUCUAGAACGCGUAUGAACGGUUGAUGCUGCUAAAUUUUCUGCUCUUUUCUUUGUAAUGUCUGUGAUCGGUGCAUGUAAUGUCUAUGAUCGGUACUUGUAUUGUCUAUGAUCGUUUCCGCCAUGCUUAGCUACUCCUCUUCCUUCCCCUUCCGCCGUACCCUUCAGAUUUUUCUCCUCUUCGCUGCCAUUUCUCUCUCGUGCGUUGUUGUUCUAAGAGAAGUCGACUCCCUUCGCGACUUCCCUCUCUUCUCCUUGACUACUUUCUCUGAUUCUUCUCCUGUUUCGUUAUUCCUCCCUUCCCUCGAUGAUGACUACAACGAGCCUUUUUCGGACACUGAUGAGUUUGGACUGGACAAUGUCUUAAAGGAUGCUGCGACAGAAGACAGAACUGUUAUUUUAACCACUUUAAAUCAAGCAUGGGCAUCUCCAAAUUCAGUCAUUGAUCUCUUUCUCGAAAGCUUUAGAAUUGGAAAUCGAACUCACCAACUGUUAAACCACUUGGUUAUUAUUGCAUUGGAUAAAAAGGCAUUUGUUCGCUGUUUGGAUAUCCAUAUUCAUUGCUUUGCUCUUGUCACUGAAGGAGUUGAUUUUCAUUCAGAGGCACAUUUUAUGACACCUGACUAUUUGAAGAUGAUGUGGAGAAGGAUUGAUUUUCUGCGAACUGUUCUUGAGAUAGGGUACAAUUUUGUUUUUACGGAUGCUGAUGUUAUGUGGUUCAGAGAUCCAUUCCCAUUCUUUGAUAUGAAUGCAGAUUUCCAGAUUGCUUGUGAUCAAUACCUAGGAAUCCCUGAUGAUUUAAGCAACAGGCCGAAUGGGGGAUUUAACUAUGUGAAGUCCAAUAAUCGUUCGAUUGAGUUUUACAAGUACUGGUACUCAUCGCGGGAAACUUAUCCGAAAUACCAUGAUCAGGAUGUUCUUAAUAAGAUCAAAUACGAACCUUUCAUCGAUGACAUUGGGCUGAAGAUUAGAUUCUUGGAUACUGCUUAUUUUGGUGGGUUCUGUGAACCCAGCAAAGAUUUGAACCGUGUAUUAACCAUGCAUGCAAACUGCUGUGUUGGAAUGAAAAGUAAGCUUCAUGAUCUUAGAAUUAUGCUUGAGGAUUGGAAACGAUACAUGUCUAUGCCACCAUAUGUUAAAGGAUCAUCAAUUUCAGUUUGGAGAGUUCCUCAGAACUGCAGGUAUGGAAACCAUUUCUAGCUCUUAAACGAUUUUAGGAGUGACUAGU
Molecule: messenger RNA, 1324 nt
Organism: Cucurbita maxima (winter squash)
Lineage: Eukaryota; Viridiplantae; Streptophyta; Magnoliopsida; Cucurbitales; Cucurbitaceae
Exons: 4
Coding region: 205-1296 (363 amino acids)
Source: RefSeq, a predicted model, not a curated record